AUGAAUCCCAACGAGAUGUCUAUGAAGCAAGAACCUACAGGAUUGGGUAUGUGGUCGACAACAACACCACCAAACCCAACAACCAGACGUCGACCAGCAACCAUACAUGAGACAGGGUUCUCAUAUUGUAUGCCCGAGCAGAACAACUAUUCCUUACCAGCUUGGGACUCGUCGACGUUGCCAAUGCAGCCAAUGCGCGACGGGUUACCGAACAACUAUGCAGUUCAUCAAGACUUCUAUCCACCCCCGUCAGUUGGGGAACGUGAUUCACAUCAGAAUCAUGCUAUUUCCGUCAGCGGUAAAGCUUUUUCUGACUUUGAUUUCACAGAUCAUUGGAACACGAAACCCUGUGAUGAUGGUAUGGAAAUGCAAGGUCUCGACACAGAAAUGCAUAUGGGACAAGCCUAUACCACGGACGAGGCCGUACCAAUUUUGGAUUUGAGAUGUGGAGCUGGAAUGGAUUCUGAUCGACCAAGUAUGGAUCAGCCAUGGAGCUCGCGGAGGAUGUCUGGCUCUUCGUUCACGUUAUCGACCACGGGAGCUCUUUCUGAAAUGCCAUCAUAUGAGGACUUUUCUGCUACCUUAUCGGAAGCACCAUCUUUUAGUUCAGACUACCCACCUCUGUCAAACAGAAAUUCGUUAAUGUCGUCAACGCAAUUAUCGCCAGUAGCAUCGCCGAGAAUGACGCCUCAAAAUAGAUCCGAACUAGUAAGGACUCAAAGCAGAGGCAGAGCAUCUCCCUCACCUCGGCCAAGUAUGCGUUCAGCGCCUUACAACAUGGAUAGCAGUAGAAUCAAGAGAUGGUCUACAGGAUCAUACGCCCCUGCGCCAAGUAGACGCCCCUCUCCGUUUGUCUACCAUCAAGGGAACGAAUCAUUUUCAUCACCUCACCCACCUCAAAUGACAUCACGACAUUCUUCACCUACGAUACCAAAUCCUCAUUUGCCUCUCAAUAUGACUAAUUUACAAACGCAACAACAUCCAUUUGUGAUGGCCAAUAACACAGCUUUCAAUCGGAAUAGCAUGCUUCUGCCAUCUCAUUCAUAUCACGAGCCUCAUCAAUUUGAUACACCUCCCCCUUUACUUUCUCACGGUCUUUUCCGUAUGCUCCAAAGUAACGCUGAUCCACAUUCUCUACAUACUCACUAUUCGGAUUUGAGUGAUCCUCCUGAUCUUUACGCAUCUCUUCACGAAGAACAAUUAGCACCUCCACCAGAGGAUAUGAAUCCAUCAGAUCCAGAUCUUAUUCCCCAUGAGCAAGAAUUGCGAUUUGACGGAGAUUUGUACACCCCAAGAUGGGUACGAGGACAUGGAAACAAGAGAGAAGGAUGGUGUGGCAUCUGCAAACCGGGACGAUGGCUAGUGUUGAAGAAUAGCGCAUUCUGGUAUGAUAAAAGUUUCACCCAUGGUAUCUCAGCUGCAACCGGGCAACCUUUCCAGGAGCCGCAGGAAACGCGACGCAUGGACGGAAAUCCAGAUGUAUGGGAAGGUCUGUGUGGAAGCUGUAAUGAAUGGGUAGCUCUAGUCAGUAGCAAGAAAAAGGGAACCACUUGGUUCCGACAUGCCUACAAAUGUCACACUCAUCCAAAAAUUAAAGAUGCUCCAAAACGCCGUCGCGAAUCUAGCCAUUCUCGUGCACUCGGCACGUCGAAUGUGAAGUCAAAAGCUCAUGAUUCCAUCACUUCGAAUCCGCAUCAGUCUUCACCGAUGACUCCAAGUGUCACUUCGAUACCAUUGUAUCAGAGAAGGUCGGCUUUAGGUAGUCCGGUGGAUGGUUUGAGUAGUACCAUGAUAUAA
Molecule: messenger RNA, 1797 nt
Organism: Sclerotinia borealis F-4128
Lineage: Eukaryota; Fungi; Ascomycota; Leotiomycetes; Helotiales; Sclerotiniaceae
Source: the annotation of a GenBank genome assembly